Messenger RNA from Vigna angularis (adzuki bean), 1169 nucleotides. Its product is annotated as probable WRKY transcription factor 40. The transcript is spliced from 4 exons. Gene Ontology annotation, biological process: regulation of DNA-templated transcription. Bases 86 to 907 code for a protein of 273 amino acids. The record is from RefSeq and is a predicted model, not a curated record. NCBI's taxonomy places the organism in Eukaryota, Viridiplantae, Streptophyta, Magnoliopsida, Fabales, Fabaceae. Gene Ontology annotation, molecular function: DNA-binding transcription factor activity; sequence-specific DNA binding.
UUUCCUCUCUUCUCCUUACGCUUAUAUAUCUCAUCCCUCACUCUCUCCCAAACAUUAAUUUCAUUUUCUCUUCCAACAAUCUUCAAUGGAACCAACAUGCUUGGAUACUUCACUCAAUCUCAACGUUGAUCCUUCUUCUGUUCACACGGAUAUGGUGUUGGAGGAAGAGUUGCAGAGGCUGAGACGUGAGAACAAGAGGUUGACUGAGAUGUUGACCGACUUGUGUGACAGCUACAUGGUUUUGCAGAAGCAACUGACCCAAUUGAAGAACACAAAUUUUGAGCAAGACCAACUCGAAUCACGCAAGCGAAAAGCAGAGAGCGAGUGUUGUACCAACAAAUUUGGUGUUGUUAACAACAACAAUGUUGAGUGCAGCUCCAUAACAGAGGAUUCCUUCAAAAGGUACAAGGAUUUCAGCUCCUCCCCAAAGGUUUCCAAGGUUCUUGUAAAGACAGAAGCUUCUAAUAACAGUUUAUAUGUGAUGGAUGGAUAUCAAUGGAGGAAAUAUGGUCAAAAGGUGACCAGGGAUAACCCUUCUCCUAGAGCUUACUUCAGGUGCUCCUUUGCCCCAAGCUGCCCAGUUAAAAAGAAGGUGCAAAGGAGUUUAGAAGACCCUACAAUACUUGUUACAACAUAUGAAGGAGAGCAUAAUCAUGGUCAUCAAAGAGGUGAAAUUGAAGGAGGAAAAGGGUCAAGUCCAGUUUCUUCACCAACACCCACAAUUGGAAGUGCUUGCCCUACUGUAACGCUUGAUUUGGUCAAAUCAGGAUUCUUUGAAACUGCCCAAAAGUCAUCUGUCCAACAAUUUUUGGUUCAACAAAUGGCUACUUCUUUGACAAGGGAUCCCAAUUUCACCACAGCACUUGCCACUGCCAUUUCAGGAAAAAUUCUACAGGCCAAAUGGUGAAUCAUUAAUUUUAAAAAUAAUCUUUUUUAAUUGGAACAACAUCGAAAAAGGUUAUUUUCUUAGCACAUGUUGCACUUAGCAGGGAGUAUGUUAGAUUGUUUGCUUCUUCCCAGAGACUGCAGAGUCAAAUAUAUAUACAUAGAAGGAUUGUAUAUAGAAAAGUAAAGUCAGAGAAAAAACAAUGGGGAAAAACAGGUUGAAAUUCCAUUGGUAUUUGCAUUUCCUUUCCAAUAAAUUUAUGAACUUUUUCUUUUUCUGCCCA